AUGUCGGUCACCAACAACUCUACCCCGAUGCCGGCACUCAUUUCUGAGCUCGAGGAAUGGAAGGAAAAAUGCCGUCAACUUGAGCGCGAAAACGAGCAACUUCGCCAAAAGAACGAGGCGGAGGCCACCGCUCGAGAACAAGAGCAAGUCAUCAACGUCGCGCAAGCAAUCGAGAUCGUCGAUUUGAAGGACGAGCUCAAGCAGGCCAAAUCUCAGAUGGUGGCCUAUGAGGCGUGGCAGACCCGAUACCACGACCUACAGCUCCAGCACAACGUGGUUAUGUCUCGCCUAAAUGAAAUCGUGGAAACACACAGGAGAAACAUCACCGAGGCGUCGAAAAAGACGAUUGCGAAUCUGACGAAAGACGUUGCACACUGGAAGGGCAUGUAUGAGCGCGCCCAGAAGGUCCUAUCCAGGCUGAUCCACAGGGACAUCCUCACUGACGCUCGGUUAGACACCUUAAAGUGGUUGUACAAAGAGCUGUCCACCAACCCGCGCUCCAUGUACUUCGCCACUACCCUCGCGGCGCAGUUUGCCGAGGACCCGCGAAAGUUCCUGGAUACGUGCAGCACUGCUGCAUUCUUAGCGGAUGACACGAACCUGAUCCGGUAUGUUAGGAAUACUAGGGCUGCGCUACACAAUAUCCGUCCUGGAUAUCGCCUCUCUAUACAGGGGCAGGACCCGGACAACUGGCUCGUGGAAGGCAAAUGGCCUUGGUCCUACGUGAACCCGGAGGAUGCGGGUAAGGUUGAGGAGUUGAGAGGCCUGGUGUCAGACCCACGCUUCAUUCCCAUGCGGAGCCACCGCAUAGUCCAUUUGCACAGGUUGUUGCUUCGUCGCAACAGCGAUGUUGUGUGAGCUUUGAUGGUCGACAAAAUUUCCUGCGCCUUCUCUGAUUCUCGUGCACACGAACUUUAGAAACUGGGGGUGGUAGCGGGUAUCCUUUUGGAACUUCGGAUGUUCUUUCUUUCGUUCUCUCUUUCUUUCUUUCCUUUGAGUUCUGGUUGAAUUCUUUCUAAGAUGAGCGGAAGGAGAAACUAGAACACAAAACGCAAAAAAAUCGCUAAAACCUACGUAACAAAAAUAUGGAGGCAAAAAAUGAGAAACAUGAUAAAAAAAAAAAAAACUGAAGUGCUGGAAUAUUGUAAAAUACCUAAUAUGAACUCGUCAAAUUAGUAAUGUCGCAUACUUUUCUCAUUUUUUGGUGGGUAUAGCUUGCUCCCGUU
Messenger RNA from Aplosporella prunicola CBS 121167, 1226 nucleotides. RefSeq lists its product as uncharacterized. The coding region runs from base 1 to 858 and encodes 285 amino acids. The record is from RefSeq and is a predicted model, not a curated record. The transcript has a single exon. NCBI's taxonomy places the organism in Eukaryota, Fungi, Ascomycota, Dothideomycetes, Botryosphaeriales, Aplosporellaceae.